AUGCGUACUCCCGCACUCCUCUCCGUGGCGGCGCUCUGCCUCAGCCCCACUCUCGUGUACUCGGCACCGGUUGCCAGCCCCGUCCCGCAAAACGCCUACUCUGGAGCCGCUGGUUCGGCCAACGGAGGCUCGGUCGUUCCUACUGGGCACACGGCGGACGCAGACGGACUGAACCUCCUCGGUCUCGGCUUGCUCGACAUACUCUCCCACAACGCCGGCGACGGUGGCUCUUCUACUACCGGGGACGCUGUCACUCACGUUCACAGGAGGACGAACACCUACUCUGGCGCUGCUGGCUCAGCCAUGGGUGGUCGUGUCGACAACACCCCGGGAUUGCUGCGCCUCUUCUCUGGCAAUGCGGGCGACGGCGGAUCUUCUCUCAGCGGCUCGUCGGGAGUCCCUUCGCGUAUCCAAGCUGUGGUUGACUCAAAAUCUCCGUUUGCAGGAGGAUCUGCUCAGGGCGGAAGUGUGAACGGCACUGCCCUGUCUUUGUUGAACUUAUUCUCCAACAACGCCGGCGACGGCGGCAAAUCGCAGUCUGGACCAGCCGGAGGACUGAGCUCGGUCGCUGGGAACGGCGCAACUUCGAAUGCUUACUCGGGCCAAUCUGGAGCAGCUCAAGGAGGCAACGUGAACGCCGCCUCCGGGCUCAUCAACAUGUGGUCCAACAAUGCAGGAGAUGGAGGUUCAUCUACCAGCGGUAAAGCUGGUAGUCUACUUGCUGCUCGAAGCCGCCUCCUUGCCCUUCCUUUGGAUUCUCAAACCGAAGGCUUGCGUUUACGCAGCCGGUCAAUGACGUUCUCAGCUGGAGAGCAAGACGAUCGGACGAGCGGCACUAACUUCAAGGCUGCAUCCGCUAAAACCUCUGGAACGACUGUGGGAAUGUCGGUCCACAACCCCUCCGUUUACUCUCGAGACUCGUUUUCGGGAGCUAGCGGACUUGCCGAUGGUGGAGAUGUUGCCGGAGACUCUGGAGUCUUGGGAUUGUUCUCUGGCAAUGCUGGCGAUGGUGGCGUUUCUGCAUCUGGUGAUGCCAUAAGCGACACGCUCCAGAACAACAAUCCUACUCCGGUCUUCAGCGGAGACUCAGGUCAAGCGAAUGGCUCCGGUGGUUCCGGUCAAGGCGACGACGACAUCGACCCUGGCCAGCUGUCCCAUGCAACAGCUGCCUAUCCCUCCGAUCCUGCACCCACUCCCGUAGGCGAUUCGGGUUCGUCCUCUAACGGUGAUAGCGGCAACGGCGAUCUCGACGGGAGCGACGGCGGAGACAGGAAUGACAGCGGCAACGGGGGCAGCGGCAGUAGCAGCGACGGUGGCGACAACGGCGGCGUCGGCAUUGACGGGGGCGCAAGCAAUGGCAGCGGGAACGGCAGCAAUGGCAACGGCAACAACGGCACCGAAGACGGCAGCAACGGCAACGGCAGCAACGGAAACCUAAACGGCGGCGGCGAAAAUGGGAACGGGAACGACGCCGGGGACGACAGUGGAAACGGCGGCGGCGGCGACGGUGGCUCCGGCAUCAACAACACGGAAGGCUCUCCGCCAACGUUCGACGGUUCUAACCCGGAUGACAAUUCCCCACCUCCGCCCCCACCUUCGGCCUCAGAUAGUGAUCCGUCUGGCGAUGGCAAUGUUGGCAGCGAUGACUCUACCUCUUCCCCUCCAGCGAAUGGGGAUGGGAAUGCGGUCGGCGGCGCGGCCCCCGAUGGCAAUGGGGCGGCGCCGGCUGCACCAGCCGCAGAUGGCUCUCAGUCCAACGCUACUCCCGGGGGUAGCUCCGGUCAGGGUGUCGCCUCGAGUGCUUACUCGGGCGCCGCAGCCCUCGCCCAAGGUGGCAGCACGUCCGGAUCGGGUUGCACCUCGCUCAUCAACAUGUUCUCGAACAACGCAGGCGACGGCGGUUCUUCGGUUUCUGGUUCUGCUGGUAUGGCGGCUCAGGGAGGAUCGAGUGCGCCAGGUAGCGCGAUAUCCGGGGCCGCCGGCGCCACUCCUGGCGGCGACGUCAACGGUGCUUGCGGGCUGAUCAACAUGUUCUCCAACAACGCGGGAGACGGUGGUUCCUCGGCGUCUGGCUUAGCAGGUGUUUGAGCAUAUCUCAUUGCUUUCUGUGCACUUGUUUCGUGUUCGAACGUAAAACUUAGGCAUUAGGCUACUACGCUUUGUAA
Punctularia strigosozonata HHB-11173 SS5 is the source of this 2165-nucleotide messenger RNA. RefSeq lists its product as uncharacterized. The transcript is spliced from 11 exons. The coding region runs from base 1 to 2088 and encodes 695 amino acids. NCBI's taxonomy places the organism in Eukaryota, Fungi, Basidiomycota, Agaricomycetes, Corticiales, Punctulariaceae. The record is from RefSeq and is a predicted model, not a curated record.